Molecule: messenger RNA, 1790 nt
Organism: Drosophila persimilis
Lineage: Eukaryota; Metazoa; Arthropoda; Insecta; Diptera; Drosophilidae
Exons: 4
Coding region: 108-1682 (524 amino acids)
Source: RefSeq, a predicted model, not a curated record
CGUUCAGCUCCGCCAGCCAUCAACCUAAUAUUCCUACAUAACAAAUAUCAAUUUUUUUUGUCUAAAUUGAAAAGUUGAGAGCUUUGAGCGAAUACCAAUAAGAUAAAAUGGGACGCAAUCUGAAUAUACAAAUCGAUUUGAAGGAGCUACUGGCAAAGUCCAUGGCCGAUGGUCCAAGCGGCAGUCACCAUGGCCAGUGGCGAGUGCCGUGCGGCAAAGUGAGAUAUGCCGUGCAUUAUACCAUGAAGAAUGGUCUACUCACAAUUCUAAACAUAAGGAGGAGGAGGUGCACUCCCAGUCGGUUGAGUCGCAUUGCAAAGCGUCUCCGGCGGUUGAUGCAGGCGAAGAAAACACCACAAGUGACCUUUAAGAAUAGAGGCACCCAAACGCUUAAAUCUAGGAAAUUCCAGAAGACCAAAAGCAGCCAAACCCUUGAUCCAGCGAUGAUCCAGAAGACCAAAGGCAGUCAGACUAUUGAUCCGGUGAUGAUUCGGGAAACCAAAGGGAGCCAAACGAUUGAUCCAACUAUGAUCCAGAAGACCAACGGCAGCCAAACUGAUCCGACAACCAUUCAGGAGACGAAAGGCAGCCAAACCCCCUGUUCCUCGAUGAACCAAGGGACUAAGGCCAGUCAAGCACCAGAGUCUCAAACGAUUCUAGAAACCACAGGCAGCCAAACAUCUGAUACGAUCAUGAUCCAAGACAACAAAGCCAGCCAAUUCCCAGAGUCGCCAAGGAUCCAGAUGGCCAAAGCCAGCCAAACCUCUCAACUGGCAACGAGCCAGGUGCCCAAAUGCAGCCAAACGCGUCAAUUGGAGCAAAGAACAGUGGAGGUGGACACGAUUGACCUCAUUCUGAUGUACUCCAGCUAUCAGCAGACAUUAAACAUCGAACAAAAGUCCAUCGGUAGCCAGGGACAGGCUCCGAAUUGCAAUACCAUAUCCACGCAAUGGAUUCCUAAUACAGGAGACAAUGGCAAUCAAACUAGCCCGGAUAUCUGCUGUGUGGGCAUCCAGACAGUGCGGGGAAAUAACUGCGUGGCCGUGCAAACCACGACUAAUAACCGAUCCUUGCACACCCAGACCACGACCACAUACGUUGAGGCAGAGGUACAGAAGCCGCUCUUGGAUGCCUUGAACGUAAUCCACCAAGACUUUCAAAACCUAACUGGCCUCAUCGAAAACGAGAUGAUGCACACAGUCAAUCAGCUGGUGGAGCUCAGUCUAAUGGAGGUGAAGGAGCUACGAUUAGAAGCCGAUCGGCACAAAGAGGGCUUAAUAGAGCCACCGACCACACCCACGCCGUCGUGCGAACAGAUCGGGGAUACACUUCCAGUUGCAGAGUUGUUGUGCGAACAGAUCGGGGAUACACUUCCAGUGGUGGAGGCUCCUUCGGAAAAGGCGGACAAGGCUAAGGCCAAAUGCCAGUUGAGAAGUCUCCACUCUGCUCUUAGGACUGCCUCUGAGUCUGCAAGGAAGCGUCGUUUUGGUCUCACCUAUACCAAAAGGCUUGUCAAAGCGCCACACUGCAGUCUACCACGGCUCUGGAUGCCCAUCGACUGCCAGGAGUACAGCACGCAGACCGAUGACUUGGAUGAGCUCGAGAUGAAGGUCUUGUUCACCGGCACAGACGCAUUCACCCAGACCGAGAAGAAGCGGCGGGGCUGGAUGAAGUUGGUAUAAAACUAAAAAGGAAGGAAGCCACGGACACUGCCGGACCCUACUCCUCCUCACAGACAGACAGACAGACAGACAUACAGACAUACAGACACCAGACUUACCCGAGCAACC